This is a messenger RNA of Salarias fasciatus (jewelled blenny), 6198 nucleotides long. RefSeq names its product myocardin-related transcription factor A-like. NCBI's taxonomy places the organism in Eukaryota, Metazoa, Chordata, Actinopteri, Blenniiformes, Blenniidae. Gene Ontology annotation, cellular component: nucleus. The transcript has 17 exons. Bases 1090 to 4563 code for a protein of 1157 amino acids. The record is from RefSeq and is a predicted model, not a curated record. Gene Ontology annotation, molecular function: transcription coactivator activity. Gene Ontology annotation, biological process: positive regulation of transcription by RNA polymerase II; smooth muscle cell differentiation.
AGCAGAGGAGAACCAGAGAAGAGCUGGUGAACCAGGGGAUCAUGCCACGUAAGUACACCAUAUGCUCAGUAACAUGCCACUAAUGCGGACUAUUCAAACCACGUGCUCGCACUGAUACAAUCAUAAAUACUGACUGGAGCGUGCUGCGUGAGCCUUACAGUAAUUACCGUGACUCUUACACAGAAGGGAACUCAUAUUAACUGGGUUAGAUCUGAUCGGCACAAUGUUUUCGGAUGACACAACCUCAAGAAAAAGUGCUUCCAGCUUUUCUCUACAUCACAGGGAACAGUUGCCAGCAGUAAUUACUGAACAGUUCUGUCUUUUGAACGGUGCCCCUCCUGUCCCACAGCCUUGGGCGGUGCAGUUAGAUGAUUUGAAAACAUGCAGACUUCUACAUCCUGUACAAGAAAAUAUUGUGUGUUCUACAUCAAAAUUAAUAAAUAGAACAAUACGUCAGUUUUAUUUGUAUAACAAAUUUCAAUAACGAGGGAAUUCAAUGUGUUUUACAUCUUUCUGCAUGUUUGUAGAGACACAAAAGAGAGAGAACAACAGGACUAAUAACCUAAACCUCAAAACAACAUAAGAAUCCACAAAGUAAAAAAAAAAAAAAAAAAAUCUGAAAGAAUUUAAAAGAGAACAAAUAUAAUGACAUUUCCUGUGCAAAUGACUGGAAAUGAAACAAAGUCUCCAAAAUAACAAGAAGAGACGAGUAGCCGUCUAUUCAUGCUCCAAUAACUAACUCCAUUAACAACAUCCGCGCAGUCGGUUGUGGAAUAAAAAGCUGCAGUUGAGUGUCGUGCGUCCGUUUCAUCAGUUGGAGGGUUUUCAUUCAGCUGGCGCUGUGAGAAUCUGCUGCGUUAUUUGAAAUGAAACCUUGACAAACCACAGCGCCUUCUGAAGUGAUUUGGCUUACGGUGUUACGCUGGCAGCGUCUCCAGCGAGAGAGAGACGGAAGUUUCAGUCUACAGAGUGACGUUGAAUCAAGGUCACGCUUCAACUGCCAUCGCCAGCAACCGGUAAUGAGUUCACUCUGGAUUGGGAGAUUUCUGUCUAAAAUCAGACUCAGUGAUUUGAUGUUGUCACUAAUUGAUGGCACUGAAAAGCUCAGCUGCCUUCCACGAACAGAGACGGAGCUUGGAGCGAGCACGGACAGAAGACUACCUCAAGAGGAAAAUCAAGAGCCGACCAGAGAAAUCUGAGCUGAUCAGGAUGCACAUCUUGGAGGAGUCCCAAACAGAGCCGUUACUUCAGGCCAAGCAGCUUCAGCUGAAGAGAGCUCGCCUUGUUGACAACUUAAAUGAUAAGAUCGCCCAUCGGCCCGGCCCCAUGGAACUGAUCCACAAAAACAUCCUGCCUGUCCACUCCAGCAUUAAACAAGCAAUCACAGAGACACGGUUUUCAAAGCCCUCAGGGGGAAACUCGUCGUGCGAUGAGGACAGCAAUGGCAGCCUGUCCCCUGGACAGCCGGUCAGUCAGGAGUGUCCUCUGGCCCUGGGACCCGACCCCUCUCCAGCAGAGGCUCUGGCUGGGAACAGCCUCCCGUCUCCUGCACAGGAGCCUCCUCCAGCUCGCCCUCUCCCGCUGGCCUCAGGUUCACCCACUUCACUGAGGCCGACCAGUGGAAAAGCAGUAGGCUCAGCCCAGAGGACGACUGUGCACGCUCACAUCAAGCCAAAACCAAACUCUACACAGAAACACAAGAAAGCCAAAGACAACAAGCCAAAGGUGAAAAAGCUGAAGUACCAUCAGUACAUCCCUCCUGACCAGAAGGGGGAUAAAGAGCCUCCGCCCCAUCUGGACUCGUCUUAUGCCAAGAUCCUGCAACAGCAGCAGCUCUUCCUGCAGCUCCAGAUCCUCAGUCAGCAGCAGCAGCAGCAGCAGCACUACAACUACCACACCAUCCUGCCUGCGCCGCCCAAACCUCAGUCGGAUCAGUUGCCCCCUUCUUCCUCCCCCACCUCCUCCUCUAUACUCUCCACCUCUUCCUCCUCCUCCUCCUCCUCCUCCUCUCCUCCUCAACCUGCUACUGCCACCUCCACUAGUGUCUCCAACCAACAGGGCAACAACUGUGGCAGCGCUGCAGCUUUAGCUGGCGCCAAACCAGCGUCCCUGCCUUCAAACCUGGAUGAAAUGAAGGUUGCGGAGCUGAAGUGCGAGCUGAAGCUGCGAGGCCUGCCUCUCUCCGGCACCAAGAACGACCUGAUCGAGAGGCUGAGGACCUACCAGGAGCUGAACGGAGGCAGUGACACUACCUCUCCUCCAACAGCAGGGGGUACCACAGGGCCAGGGGCUGAGGCAGCAGCAGCGUCCCCCAACAAAAACACAUCAGCACAGCAGAAGACUCAGUGCCAUAACACGUCUUUGUACUCUGCUGAUGCCACUCCACCUGCAGCAGCACCAAAGCAGCUCAUGACUUGUGGUGGCACGGUUGUUCCCCCACCGGUCUCUCCCUUCACCCCCUCCAACCGUUCACCGACGAGCCCAGAAGACAGCAGCUUCAGCAGCGAACCCCUGGGAGGACUGAUGAGUUCCCCUCUCACUCAGCUCGGCCUUGAGCCAUCUUCUACUGCUCAACUCCAGGCUCACAUUAAGGACGAGCCCACUUGCUCCGCCCCGGCACCUUGUCAGUUCUCUUUAAAGUCCUCCUCUCAGAAGAAGCACUGCUUGGUUUCCUCGGCUGCUCACGCUGUUGGCACCUCAGCUCCGGCUGUGGCGAUCGACAAAGACAAGAUGCUGCAGGAGAAAGAUAAACAGAUCGAGGAGCUGACCAGGAUGCUGAUGCAGAAGCAGAGGCUGGUGGAGCUGCUGAAGAGGCAGCUGGAGCACGGGAAUCGGGAGGCACGGGUUUCGGAGCCGCUCAUUCUUGUACGUGUCAAAGAGGAACCUCCUGAUAAGCCCAGUGCUGCACACUCAACUAGCCGUCCUCCAAUACAAGCAUCCUCCGAUUCUCGUGAACUGGACGUGGCCAAAGUAGCAGUGAAAGAGGAAGUCCUGGAGGAUACAACUGUACCAUCGGACUCUGAGGCAUUAUUGCAACCUUUGGGCCAAACUGAAUUGCAGGUGCAGCUCAAACCAGAGCAGAAGAAUGAGUAUAUUUGUCUGAAGCAGACUGCUCUGCAGUUCGCUCAGCAGCAGGCCAUACAGAAGCUCCUGCUGCAGCGGCAGCAGCAGCAGCAAAGCAUUCAGAAGCAGCAACAGACUGUCCAAAAACCAAAUCCACUGCCAGUGAACCACCAGAAUCUGCAGAAGCUCUGUCAGCAGAAGAAAAAGAAACUGCAAAAGCUGCAGCUCAAACAGCAACAGGCGCAGGAGAGGGCGCCGCACGAGCAGCAGCAGCACUCAAAGCUCCUGCAGCAGAUGCAGCUGAAGCAACAGAUCUUACUGAAGCAACAAAAAUCACUGUUACAGCAGCACCUGAAGCAGCAACAGCAGAGCAAACAGCUCCAGCAAAUCCAAAUCCAGACCAAGGUGCACGUGAAGCAGCAGCAGAUACAGCUGCAGCAGAACCAGAACCAGGAGCAGCAACAGCAGCAGCAGCAGCAGCAGCCAGCACAGGUGUCUCAAGCUUAUUUCAACCAGCACUCUGCCUUCCCUCUGGAUCUCCUCAAGAGUGACUCGACUCCAACUUUAGUAACAGACAGCAACGGUAACCACUUCCUCAUUGCCCUGACCAGUCACAUCAAUGGAAACCAGAACGUCGAGACUUCUGAGGGGAAAGCAGCAAAUCACAUUACACUGCAGACACAUAACGGAGGACUCCAGGUUCCUGCAGACCAACCGCAGCAGGGAGCAGCUCAGUGUUUGUCAGCACCGCCCACUCUGCCAUCUUUUCUCAAGGACCAGGACGCUGCUCCCUCAGGGAAAAACACCUCGCCGCCUUCCUCUCAAGCUGAUGUGUGUCACAGUUUCGAUGCCCUGUUCAGUCCUUUGUCUCCAGCGUCUAUUCAGACAGCAACCUCCUCAUCUGACGACAAACAGGAUACAGAGCACGAAGAAGAUUUUAUCGAUGCCAUUAUGCAGACAGGAGACACAUCCACCAAACUGACACAAGACUCAUCUCUGCACUGUCUGUACGCCAACUCCCCAGCUCCAACUCCCAUUCCUUCACCGCUCCACCAGUUGCUGUCUCCCCCAUUCCCUCAGCCGGAUCGCUCGGAGCAGCCCGAGCCUCCGGCUCCGGAUUUUCUCAGAGAAGAGAGACAACACCCCAGUCGCGCAGCAAGUGGUCGCUUAGAGGAUUUCCUGGAAAGCACCACUGGAAAGCCUCUCCUCGGGGUGGAGCCCGGGGGCCUGUUGACUGUGAUUGACGACCUCAACAGCCAGAUGCUGUGCACCCCGAGCAUCCUGGACCACCUCCCGUCUCCCAUGGACACCUUCGACAUGGUGGCUGAGGAUGAACAGGGGCUGGACAACAUGGACUGGCUGGACUUCACCAUGGAGAAAGAAAAAGAGCAGGAAAUACCCGCACUGGCCCCGCUGGGCCCCCAAACGCCCCCUAGUGUCUUUUCCACAGACUUCCUGGAUAGCUAUGACCUAUACAUACACUGGGACUCCUGUUUAUAGCAGGAACACAUCGACCAUCAAACACACACACAUACACACGCAGCCAGUGGUCUGCCGAGGUUUCACUGCUUCAUUAUAGCACUGUUCACAUCAAACAGCCUGAGUGAUGUGUUUGCAAGUUUUUCCUCAAAUACGACUGCACUAAAGACACGCUGAGGACACCCCCGAUCACAUUUGGCGAUGGCGUGCCCACAUGCGGCUACAACACUCCAGAAGUGCAUGCAUAAGUGUUUCCUAAGUCACACUCCAGGACUGCCUGCCCAACGGGCAUACCGUGUCCAAGCAACACAAGUAAAAAUAGGAUGAUAAUCUUCUACGUUUUUGCUGAGCACAGUUGAACUGUCCAAACUGAGCACAAGCUGAACCGUGAGACGGCAGGAAGUCAGUGGUUUGUUCAGUAAUUAUCUGAUUUAGCAAAUAUUCUGAGCUUAAAUGAAAGUGAUUGGUUUCUGGCUGAGCAUCGUCCAGUGAACUCAUGUUCAGAGACAUUGUUUUGCUGAACAUCCAUCCAUAUUAUUUAAUAGGACAUAGCAUUCAAUAGAACAGACUAUAAACUUCAGACUUUGAGUAAUAAGAUAUUUUGGUCUGUGCCCCUUCAAGAGCGCACCUUCACCAGCAGAUCUUUGGAUUGCAGGAAACAUCUGGUUUAAAGCUCCAAGAAACGCCAGCCUGAGUCCUCACAAAAAACCCCUAAUUGAACUGAUGUUGCAUUCAAAUGCAGCUUGUCUGACCAAGGACGCUUCACUUUCUUAAAGGCCUGCUGCUGUAUUAGUUUACAUGUUUAUCCUCACAAUGUAUUUGUUUGUUUACCUGCCUGUGAAAGGGUGAGAUGAGAUUUGAAAAAGGGUCGGUUAAGAAGCAUUCAAAUGCUGCGUGUUGCACAGAAGGUCCCGUCUGUAUCGACUCACACAUCAGCUUAUUGAAUCUUCAAGCACUUUGACCUUUAUUUAUUUUACUUACACACUGCCUCAUUGAUUUUUCAGGCACUUAUUAGGCCGGCCUGCUAUGAGUUCUUUAGCAACGCUUGUGUUAACACAUAAAAUGGACUUUUAAGUGGGACUCUGUCUUACUUUUCUUUGUAGUUGGCUCAUCUGACCUUUUUCUAAUUAGAAAGUAAAGUUGUUUUUAGCUGCCUUUUGUGGAAAAGGUAAUCAAUACUCGACAUUUACUCUGAAAGGAUAGACGUACUUGAAGAAGUUAUGUAAAGACAACAAACCGUUCAUCGGAUUGAGUUUAUAUGCUAACACAAGUCUGGAAUGUAACAGGUAGCGAAGAAGGGUUAUAUGUCAAGAGUCUCUGUAUUUUUGUUAUGACAGCUUUGUCAUACAGUUUAAAAAUUAUGAAGGGAAAAAGCACCAUUGGGGUGUCUUGUUUUUUUAUUUUUUAUUUUUUUGCAGCCUUAAUCUUGCAGGAUAAAGACAUCACAAAAAAAGAUUGUCAUCACCUUAAGUGAUGUCUAAAAACCAAUUGCACAAACCCCUGAGGCAUUGCUUAAUUAAAGCUUUUACCCCAAAAAGAAGAAACAUCUAAAACUGAAAAAAAAAAGUGAGAAGCAAUAAAUUGACAGACUUAAAUAUGAAUGCAGAGAGCCUGUUUUAUUCUCAGACCACCCAGCUUUAAUUAUAUUUUAAUGUG